This is a messenger RNA of Brachypodium distachyon (stiff brome), 1651 nucleotides long. Its product is annotated as protein SMAX1-LIKE 3-like. The record is from RefSeq and is a predicted model, not a curated record. The transcript is spliced from 3 exons. The coding region runs from base 1 to 1557 and encodes 518 amino acids. Lineage: Eukaryota; Viridiplantae; Streptophyta; Magnoliopsida; Poales; Poaceae.
AUGCGGAUCAUCAGCGGCGGAAUGAAGGCGUCGGAGCUGGGGGAGCUGGAGGAUCAGACGGCGGCGGGGCUGGUGGCGCAGGCUAGGAGCCUGGCGGCGCGGCGAGGGCACGCGCAGGUCACGCCGCUCCACAUCGCCAGCGCCGUCCUCUCCGCCUCCCCCGCCCUCCUCCUCCUCCCAGGGCGCCACCAAUGCUCCCGCCAGUACUACUCCAUUGACGCGCUAGCGCUCUGUCUGGGCGCCUCGCUCGACCGCCUCGCCGUUGUGAGUACGACGAGUGCCCCGGCGCCGUCGAACGCGUUCCUGGCCGCGCUGAAGCGGGCGCAGCGGAAGACGAAGCCGCAGGGGACGCGCCGCCGGACUGCUGCAGCAGGCAGCAGCGAGGUGGAGCGGCUCGUCGCCUCCGUCCUCGUCGACCCCGGCGUGGGCCGCGUCUUGCGCGACGCCGCGGAGGCCCCCAGCUCGCGGCAGGCCGAUCCUCCGAAUCCGGCUGUCAAGGAGAUUAGGGUUGGAGGAGCACGACAACCGUCGACUCUUGGGAGCGCAUACUGGGAACUCAAGCCAAUCCCGAAUGGAAGUGAUAGUCAAGGUAGCCAAGCAAAAUCAGGAACAAAGGGGCGGACCAUCUUCGCCGCGGAGGUAGUCGCAGGGCCAACCACGGCAACCCUUCCUCCGUGGCUCCGCCGCUACCACGCAACACUCCGCAGCAGAUCAACACACCGGGGCAGCACCGACAACCUUCAGGCUGCUCGCCGCCAGCCGAAAUUCACGGAGCUCACCGCGCAGAACCUCAAGAUCCUGUGCGGCAAGCUCGAGCUGCGGGUGCCGUGGCACGGGUCCAUCGUCCCCGGCAUAUCGAGCGUCGUGCUCCGGUGCCGAUCAGGCAUGACGACAAGGGCGAGGAAGAAGCCAAUCAGCUCGUUGUCGAGUAGAACUGCGACUUGGCUGCUCUUCCAAGGAAGCGACGACGUCGGUGGUAACUUGGUUGCUCGGGAACUCGCGAGGCUCGUGUUCGGCUCCUACUCGGAGUUCACCGCCUUGCAAGGUAACUCCGAUAUUAUUAUCCCCACAUGCAGCAGCAAUCAGCUCGCCACCAUCAAGAGGCAGAGAUCGCUGGGAAAAUAUGGCGGUGGCAGCUACCUUGGGGAAAGGUUGUUUGAGGCGAUCCGGGAAAACCCACAUCGCGUUAUAUUGAUCCAUGGCGUCGACCGUUUGGACCGUGAUUCGGAGACCCACUUAAAGAACGCGGUCAAGGAAGGAACAAUGAGGGGCUGCAAUGGCGAGGUUAUCAGCUUGGAGGAUGCCAUCGUGGUGCUGAUGAGCUCUAAAGUGGUCAACUCGGGAUGUGUGGUUUCGUCCCCCAGGGUGAAACGUUCUCGAAUCGGCAGGCAGAGCCGCGAGGAGGGAAAUGUCAUGGAGACGGAGGUGAGAUCUCGUCGGUUUAGCUUUGAUCUGAAUGCCGCCGCAGAGGAUGUGAAAGAGGAGGAAGAUGAUCUAGCUGAUGAGGAGGAAGCGGGGAUCGCAGAUAUCGUGGACGGUGUUUUCCUUUUCAAUUAGUAAUAGUUCGCAUUUCAAAUGACCUAGGCCGGGAGCUUAGUUUUUCUUUGAGAGCACUAAUGUAGAUUUAUUAUUAGAGUCAAUUCAAUAAAGA